This is a messenger RNA of Melanotaenia boesemani (Boeseman's rainbowfish), 1943 nucleotides long. Its product is annotated as cytochrome P450 2J2-like. Gene Ontology annotation, biological process: xenobiotic metabolic process. Gene Ontology annotation, cellular component: cytoplasm; intracellular membrane-bounded organelle. The record is from RefSeq and is a predicted model, not a curated record. Gene Ontology annotation, molecular function: oxidoreductase activity, acting on paired donors, with incorporation or reduction of molecular oxygen, reduced flavin or flavoprotein as one donor, and incorporation of one atom of oxygen; heme binding; iron ion binding. The transcript has 9 exons. The coding region runs from base 13 to 1506 and encodes 497 amino acids. NCBI's taxonomy places the organism in Eukaryota, Metazoa, Chordata, Actinopteri, Atheriniformes, Melanotaeniidae.
CUCUCAUUCACAAUGUGGCUGUGCUUGUUGUGUCAGUGGUUUAAUCUAAGGGGGAUGCUGGUUUUUCUCUUUGCUGUUCUCCUCGUGGUGUUAUUUCUUAACAAAAAGGACCCACCACACUUUCCUCCAGGACCACCAGCUCUCCCUAUUUUGGGGAACAUUUUCAGCAUUGAGGCUAAACAGCCUCAUAUUUACCUCACUAAGCUUGCUGAUGUUUACGGGAGCGUGUUCUGCAUACGUCUGGGAAGACACAAAACAGUGUUUGUGUCCGGGUGGAAGAUGGUGAAGGAGGCUUUAGUGACACAGGCCGACAACUUUGUGGACCGCCCUUACAGCCCGAUGGUGACAAGAAUUUACUCAGGAAAUUUAGCCGGUCUUUUUUUCAGUAACGGCAAGGUGUGGAGGAGACAGCGGCGAUUUGCAAUGGCCACAUUACGCUCUUUUGGUCUGGCAAAUAACUCCAUGGAGCAGAAAGUCUGUGAAGAGACUCAGUGUCUACAGGAAGCAGUAGAGAAAAAGAAAGGUGAGCCCUUUGACCCUGUGCCACUCUUAAACAACGCUGUGUCCAACAUCAUCUGCCAGAUUGUCUUCGGGAGACGGUUUGACUACAGUGAUCGCGACUUCCAAAGCAUGUUGAAGAAUCUGACUGACAUGGCCUAUCUGGAAGGCUCCGUAUGGGCUUUAUUAUAUGAUGCAUUCCCAGUACUGAUGAAAAUCCUCCCAGGGCCUCACAAUGGUAUCUUCACCAGCUCCAAAUCCUUAGAGGCAUCUAUCAAGAGAGAGAUAGAUAGACACAAGUUGGAUCUGGACCCCAGCAACCCUCGAGAUUACAUAGACAAGUUUCUACUAGAGGAGAGACACAACAGAAACACUGGUAUGGGAUUUGAGGAAGAAAACCUGGUUCUAUGCUGUCUGGAUCUAUUCUUGGCUGGCAGUGAAACAACCUCAAAGACUUUGCAAUGGGGACUCAUUUACCUCAUCAAGGAUCCUCACAUCCAAGACAAAGUCCAAGCAGAGAUAGACAGAGUGAUCGGACGGAGCCGCCAGCCCUCGAUGGGAGACAGACCAAACAUGCCUUACACCGACGCCGUCAUCCACGAGAUCCAGAGGAUGGGAAACAUUGUUCCGCUCAAUGGGCUCAGGAAGGCGGCCAGGGACACAACGCUGGGGGGUUACGUCAUACCAAAGGGGACUGCUGUGAUGCCUAACCUGACCUCUGUGCUGUUUGACAAGAAUGAAUGGGAGACUCCAGACACCUUCAACCCUGGACACUUCCUGGAUGCUGAGGGAAAGUUCUUCAGGAGAGAAGCAUUCCUGCCCUUCUCUGCAGGAAAACGUGCCUGCCUCGGCGAGGCGUUGGCAAGGAUGGAACUCUUCUUGUUUUUUGUGAGUUUAUGUCAGAAGUUUAAAUUUUCCACUCUGGAGGGAGUUGAGCUGAGCAUAGAGGGAAUAACUGGAGCCACACGCACUCCGUAUCCUUUUAAGAUCUUUGCAAAGUCUCGCUGAGCCUUGCAGACUAUUUGCUACUAACAAAAUGCUGCAGAAAAGAUGAAAGACACUUGUGUACAUACUAUCUUAUUGGAGUUUUGUGGCAAAUUCUACUACACUACUACUACAAUGCAUGGUUCUAUUUAAUGAUAGGGGAUCGUGGCAUGCUCCUUGUUUAGUCACAAUGUGAAAUGAGUCAUUCUUUUUCCAAAGCUUGAAACUAGCAGACAAAAAAUCUGAAGUUGACCAGAUCUCACACUCAUUUAUAAUUGGACUAUUGUCUACUAGAGAAAUAAAUGUCACAACAAACCCCAGAUUUCUUUUUGACUUUUGUAGCUUUAAUACACUAUGUAUGGUUGGAUCUACCCCACUGUGACUGAUUUGUAAAUUACUCCUUUAUUGUUGCAUGAAGUUGGUAAUGAUGUGCUUUAAAUAAACAUUAUUUUGCCAACAUU